AUGGCCGAUACGACCACCCAUGACACUGUGGGCGCGUCAACUCUCGCGACGCCUCUCUUCAUGCCCUCGUCACCCCCCUCUCGUCGUCAAAACGCACAGAGCUACUCUCCCCUGAGCGCGAAGAGUCCUCGUACUGUCGAUCGCGUCGCGACCACAACCUACGCCGAUGAUGCCCGCUCUCCGCUAAAACAGAGCUACUCGCCGCGGUCCUCCCGAGCGUCGUCGCUCGAGCGCGCCGCGAACGACAUCGACGCCCGUCUGGCGCAAUACACCGUCGAUUUCAGCCAGUACCCGAGCACCCAAGCGCUGGACGACCAUGUGGAUCCUCUUGCGGAAUUCAAGUUUCCGCAUGAAGACGACCUGUCGGAUGUCGGAGGUCCAGCGGAUUUCACUGCGAAUCUGGAGAAAUACCUGAUGGACGACGGCGAUACUAUGGAGGAUAAGCACUUCAUGGACUUUCGGCAUGAUGGACACGACUUGUCGGAGCUUGAGCCCCUGUUUGAUGAUUUGGAGGAGCAGGAACGCGAUCUGCGCCACCUGGAAAAGGAGGAAGACGAAAACCCCCUGCCUCCGCUACCCGAAUCCCCUGCCCAGCCGCGAGGCCACAGCAGGCAAAACAGCCAACGGAUGCAGCAGCGGGAAGAUACGCGACCGCCACAGCGCGAGCAGAGUUCUCAGUUGCAUCAGCCGGCUAUCGAGGAUGAGCCCGAACCUGAACCAGAGCUUGGCGAAUACAGUGAAUUCGGCCCACCGAUCGACAUGUCUACACCAUCGCAAUUUCUGCGCCGCGCCAGUGGCUUUAACAGGGAUACCACGCAUCUAGAAAAUAUUGAAGAGGAUCCGGACGAUGAGAUGGAGGCAAGCACGACUACCCCGUCAGUACGGAGACACAAGACCCCUUCCCCUCACAAGCAAGAACCAAGUACAGCUGGAGAUCUACGGAAACAAAUACUUGAACUCGAAAACAAGCUGCAAGACCGCAAUGAGCAGCUGGAGAAGGGUCGUAGGCGCGUGCUGGAGGCAGCAUCCGCUGGCGAGCAAAUAAAGCACCUUCAGGGCGAGCUGCAGAGGAAGUCUGCUUUGUUAGAUGAAUUCUACGCCAAUCGUACUGACGAGACUAUUCUGCGAGAGCAAGUCCACAUGCUCCAGAAACAGAACGAAGAAAGAGAGACUUUCUUGCACAAGUCCACCAUCAAUGCCUCCGAGCUAAGUGCUCUUCAGAAGCAGAUUAGCGAUAUGCAGAAGGAGCUGCAGGACCGUGGAUCAUCACACCCGAACCUCGAUGCAGAGCGGCUCGACACCAUUGCAUACUUGCGACAGCAAUUAGAUCUGGCCCAGGAACAGCUGCGUAAGCGCGACGCAACCCUGGACGAGACGAUCGCGAAGCUCAAGGAAGUCACCGAUGCCAAAGAGCAGCAGCUCCGAGAGAAGAACACUGAAGUGGAUGAAUUAAAAGCCCAGAUCAGCAGCCACCUGCUCGAAAUAGAGAAGUUAGACACGGAGCUCGAGAACGUCAAUCAAGCCUACGAGACUCUGGAAGAACGAAUCGUCACUCUCGAGACGAAGAAUCGCCCCUUGGAGGAAAAGAACAGCACGCUCGAAGCCGACCUCACCCGCGCGCAGACCCAAGUUACUGCGCAGGAAAACGCCCUCAAGGCCAUGGCCGCCGACCUUCCCCUCGAAACCGGCGGCAACACCUAUACAGAAAUCCUCGAAUUGAUCAAGGAUCUGGGCCAACCCAGCCAGGGAUCUCGGAUUCUGAAUCCAGGCUCAUCAAGAAAGGACCCAGAAGAACAACAGCUGAAACGCCUCCGAGACGAACUCUCCAAACUUCAGUCCGAACUCACUGAGGCCAACUCGGCUAAGAGAACCCUCGAACUGCAGCUCUCGCGCUCGGAAGACCAGGCCGUCGAAGCGCAAACCCUCAUCCACUCCAUCGAGACCGAAAGCACCCGCCUCAGCAAGCGCGCCGACGACCUUCGCUCGAACCUCACCAAGACCCAGCAGGAACUGACCCAAAUGAAAGAGGAGCGCACCAAAGCCCUAGAAGCCAUCGACCGUCUGCAGAAGGAGCAACAACAACGACAAGAGGAUGAGAAGAAGAAACAAACCCGGCAGCAACAGCUGCAAAACCAACAACUCAGCCCCCCUCCUUCCCCUCCCGUCCCACAACCACAACAGCAACAGCAAUCACUACAGCUUCAACGUCAGAAGGAGCAAGAACUUCUCGAACAAACCCACUCUCUCCAGUCCGAACUCCGCACUCUGAAAGCGACCCAUGCCGCCGAGCUCGCGAAGCUCCGCGAGCUGCUGGCGGCGACGGAACACCGGGAAUCCCGGUACAAGGCGCAGGCGGGCUCGCUGCGCGAGCAGCGCGAGCGGCACCAGAGUGAGAGCCGCGCCCUCCGCCUCCAGGUCGAGCAUCUCGAGUCCGUGCUCGCGACGAAGGAGGAGACCGCCGCCGCCGUGGACGAGCGGAUUGCGCGCUCGGUGGAAAAGCGCGAGAAGGAGUGGCAGCGGCGCGUCGAGCUCCUGCUCAAGGAGCGGGAACGCAUGGGUCGCGCGCUGAUGUGGUCGUGGGGAGAAAAGGAAUUCGGUGGUGGUGGUGGUGCUACGGACGAGAAGGGGAGGCGGAAACAGGGGUAUCGGUACAAGUAU
Molecule: messenger RNA, 2658 nt
Organism: Aspergillus aculeatinus CBS 121060
Lineage: Eukaryota; Fungi; Ascomycota; Eurotiomycetes; Eurotiales; Aspergillaceae
Product: putative spindle pole body associated protein SnaD
Exons: 3
Biological process (GO): regulation of transcription by RNA polymerase II
Cellular component (GO): nucleus; SWI/SNF complex
Molecular function (GO): transcription coregulator activity
Source: RefSeq, a predicted model, not a curated record